This is a messenger RNA of Uranotaenia lowii, 526 nucleotides long. RefSeq lists its product as uncharacterized. The coding region runs from base 19 to 378 and encodes 119 amino acids. Lineage: Eukaryota; Metazoa; Arthropoda; Insecta; Diptera; Culicidae. The record is from RefSeq and is a predicted model, not a curated record. The transcript has 3 exons.
UUGAAUUUUUAUUUUAAAAUGAAGUUUAUCACAUCAAUGCUCUGUACAAUAGUGAUAGUCGGUAUGGCUGAAAGUGAUACUUUUAGCUGGGGUAAACGCCAGAAUAAUGAUCAAAAACUACACGUUCUCAAGCUUAAAAAAGGACCGUUGGAUCAACCGGAGAAUAUUACCCUCGUUUUCAACUAUGCCGUCAAUCCGGUGCGAAACGAGCAAUUGACUUGUGUCGAGAUCAAAUUCGAUGGAAAAUAUGGCGCCGUUGUCAAGCCAGGAAAUUCGGAUUUUAAGCGAUCAUUCAAAGUUUCAGUUUCGCCGCUUUCUCCAGUCAGAGAAUUUGAGGGUGAAGCGACUAUUUACGGGUUCGAUAGCGCUUGGUUUUGAGGAGCUGCAAAACCAUUCAAAGAUGAAAUCUCUUUCCUCAAUUAUUUAAAACUAAAUCAUCGAAUACAUCCGAUCUGAUCAAUCAAAAUUCUUCUUUAUCAACGAAAGGAAGUGCUCAUUCAUUGAUACACAUCGUUUAGUAAAAAAA